This is a messenger RNA of Habropoda laboriosa, 3450 nucleotides long. RefSeq names its product fasciclin-2 (gene Fas2). Gene Ontology annotation, molecular function: protein binding. The transcript is spliced from 10 exons. Lineage: Eukaryota; Metazoa; Arthropoda; Insecta; Hymenoptera; Apidae. Gene Ontology annotation, biological process: cell adhesion. Bases 221 to 2878 code for a protein of 885 amino acids. Gene Ontology annotation, cellular component: membrane. The record is from RefSeq and is a predicted model, not a curated record.
CUAGCGUGACGAUACGACGUGCGGCAACAGUCGUUUAAUAGUAAUAGACCCGAUGCUUUGUAACGUUUAGUUUCUCGAUAUUGGUAGGUCGAUUUAAAUCGGGCGACUCCGUGGCUAAACGAGUGUUGGUGUCAGUGUCGAGAGAGAGAUUUUGUGGAAAAGAGAAACGAUUCAGAGACCUCCGGCGUCCAGUACCAAGAAGAGGAAUCCCUGUGUCACGAUGGCAGCCCACGAGCAUCAUCGGGCUGCUGCUGCUAGGGCUGCUACUAUUGCCGUGUUCGCAUUGUUGCCGUUUAUAGCUUACGCGAACGAGGCAUCCUUGGAGAUCCUGCCGAGCGGCGAGACUCAGACGAAGCCAAUCGGGUCCAGUAUCAUCCUGACGUGCAAACCGAAGGUCGACGAUACGAAGCUGAUCACGGAAAUGAAAUGGCUCGAUCCACAGAAUCGUGAGAUCGAGUCGUUGAACACGUUCACGGGCCAUCCGAAGCCAUCGAUGUACACCCAAUUGCACCAGGAUAACAAAUUGUCUUUGUUCUUCAAUUCCCUGAAAGAGGAGCAGGCCGGGAAGUACACGUGCAAAGCUAAGUACGCGGCUUCGAUUGAGCUGGAGAAGUCUGUCACGAUCGAUACUAUAGUUGCGAUCACUUGGAACAAUGCGCCGCUCAAUCAAUACCCCAUUUUGGGAGAGGACUUCGCUAUUCAGUGCAAAGUGCAGGCAAGGCCUUCGCCCUCGGUCGACUGGGUGUACAACGGUGAAUUAAUUAAGACGAACGACCACUACAUUAUAGACACGUAUGCCCUGAAGAUCAAGAACGUUCAAGAAUCCGACGACGGCAUCUACACCUGCCGUGCUUACGUAGUGACUACCGGCGAGCUCAAGGAACGAGCUAUCCGCGUUGAGGUCCACAUACGCCCUACGGUGGAGGAGUUCCCUGGUCCGGUAGACAUAAUCGAAGGCAAAGACGCGAGCAUACAGUGCAAAGCUCAUGGCAAACCGCCUCCAAAAAUCACCUGGGUGAAGGAUCAUCAGAAUCUCUCCAACACCGGCCGAUUCGGCGUAGACUCCGACACAGGCCUGUUGACAAUCUCGAACGUGAACAGCGACGACGCCGGCGAAUAUCAAUGCACAGCGACGAACGCCGCCGACACAGUCACCACGAAAGUCUUGGUGAACGUGAUCGUGAAACCGAAGAUCACCGAGUUCUCGAACAACACAGUGGUCCAGGACAAAGAGGCGACUCUCGUUUGCAAAGCUUUCGGCAGACCUCCGCCCCAAAUCACUUUCAGAAAGCACACCAAGGAGAAAUCCUACGUAAAGGGAGCACAGCUGGACGACGACAGAAUCAUCCUGAUAAACAACGCGAACGACAUGACCAACGAAACUGUCGCCACGCUGACCAUCCAGCAGUCUCUCAGGUCUGACGACGGUCUUUACGAGUGUAUCGCGCAGAACAGCGGGGGUGAAGCACUUAGAAACGGGCAUUUGACCGUGGAGUUUCCUCCGUCGUUCGCCUCUAUGCCGAACAAAACGUUCUGGUCGUGGGAACAGAAGCCUGUGAACAUCAGUUGCAUCGCCGACAGCAUACCGAAUGCCACUAUACGCUGGACCACUCAUGGCGAUCAGAAGAUCGACAAUGACCCUAUGAUCAAGCAGGUAGAAAACGGACCGGUCUCCAUGCUCACGAUUGUCCCGUUGGAUAGACGGUAUUACACCACUUACAAGUGCAUCGCGUCGAACAAGCAUGGCACGCGGCAACGUAACAUCGAGCUGAGAGAGGCCACGAAACCUGGGGAAGUGCUGCAAGUCAAAAUGGCCGAGAUCACCGCGACUACGAUCAGGUUCGAUCUCGUGCCGCCCCCCACGCAUCCUGAAUUGCCAGUGCGAACUAUCAGCGUGCAGUACAAGGAGGACGCGCAGACUUGGAUGGAGGCUAGGAACAAAACGUGGUCUAUCGAUUCCUUCUACGUGCUCGAAGGCUUGAAACCGCAAACCGCGUACGAGUUUCGAUUCGCGGCGAUGAACGAGGUCGGACUGGGCAAUUGGGGUGCCUUCCACCGCCAGAUCACACCCGUAAGGACGUUCCCGAACGAGCCAAAGAUAAUAACGACGACGGCGGAGUACGACAUGUCCAUGUUCAACAAUCAAUACGAAUUGUCCUGGCUGGCGCCGGCAGACAACGGCGAGCCGAUCGACAUGUACCAAAUCAAAUACUGUCAAAUAAAACGCGUGUCCGGGGAUUGGGAUCUGCUGGAAGAGACAUGCCGAACGGAGGAUAUAAAGACACAAGGAAGAAUGAGGCACUGGCUGAAGAAUCUCUAUUCGGACACGUUCUACGAGGUGGAACUGAGGGCGCACAACGUGAUGGGUUUCAGUAAGCCUGGAGUCGCGAAGUUUAAGACUGCAAGGGGUAUAGACACCACCGUGGUUCAUCAUCAAGGACCCCUGAUAUCAAGCGCGGCCAUAAUCGGUAUCGUGAUCGCUGUACUGUUCAUUAUUAUUGUCGUGAUCGAUGUUAUCUGCUGUUGCGCGCAUAAGACAGGAAUCAUAUAUUACGCCUGCGAGCGAUCUCGUCGGAAACCAGUGGACGAAGAGGACGCAAAACUUGGCAGUCUUUACGGUUGGCGGUUUCCAUUGCCGUAUUGCGACCAAAAAAUGGCCAAUGUCGCCGGGGUCACGGCCGUCCAAGACUCGGGUAGUGGAAAAAAUACCAUUAGAUUGGUCAAACACACUGCCAUAGAUGAGAAGGAGCCACUGAAGGAAGAGAAGAAAAUCACACCGAUCAUUGACUCAGGUCUGCGCCGAGAGACAUCUAUCACCUUCGACGGGAAGAGAUCCGUUUCAAAGACCGGUUUCGUCGGCAAGGAUUCAGCUGUCUAGAUAUUCUUCCGGCGUACUAGAUUGUAAAUCACCGUGGAAAUACUAUUUCUGGCCAAAGUGUUCUCGAACGAUACCGAAAAGUAAGCCCGUACAUCCUGAAACAUACACGUAGGGAACAGAGUUUCGCGAUUGUCAAGAACCUUUUUCCUUUCUCGAGUUCGAAACGAUUCGCAACGCCAUUCGGGAUUUACGCGGGAACAUAGAAUAACGACAUGCUCGAGACGAGAUCUCGUUCUAUGUACUUUUUUUUCAAGCGAGACACGAUGCGCCAUCUUUCACCGCGAUCAAACAAUACAAAAUCGCGUUCGACUGCUUCAUCCACGAAAUAACUAAUGACCGACGUGACGAUUCACGCGUACAUUCUCGUCCGUCCUCUUUCCUCGAGGACACGACAGAAAGAUUGUAGCAUUUAAUUCGUAGGCCCGCACAUUACCAAUUUGCUCGAUACGAAAUUGUUCUGCACCGUAUGAUUUUCGCGAGUCCCGAUAGUUUUACGUCUAUUUUGUAACAGUAAGUGACGAAUCCUUAUGAUAAAUAAAUCUCUCUUUCUCCCCCCUCCCUCGUCAAUGUAU